ACGCGCCGGGGGCUCAGUACCGGUCCGUAGCGCGCACCGAGAUGACGUCCCACUUGAGGCUGGCCCUGCUGUCGGCGCUGCUGGUGCUGCUGCCACCGGGAGGCAGCGGCAUGCCCCAGGAGGCCACCGGGGCCAUCCUCUGCGAGCCGGGUCUCACCUGCGGGGACCCGGACGUGUUCGAGCGCGAGCUGCAGCCGGAAUCGGCGCCGCUCUCCGAGAUCAAACCGGUGGCGGUGUGCCCGCCCGACACCAGCGAGCUGACCUGCCGGCCGGCCGGGAACGCCAGUGCGCCCCUCUGCGGGGGCCGCGGCUCGUGUGAGUGCGGCCGGUGCCGGUGUCAGUCCGGGGUCAGCGGCGCGUUAUGCGAUUGUGACGAGGAGGCGCGGUGUCCCGUCUCGGGUGCCGGAGAGAUGUGUGGAGGCGCGCGCCGCGGUGUCUGCCGAUGCGGCGCCUGCGAGUGCCUGCCCGGCUGGCAGGGGGUCGCCUGCGGCCAGCGCGUGUGUCCUCAGCGCGUCGGUCCCGACCACUGCAAACCAGCCACUGCCGACGCCGACGAGCCCGAGUGCUCGGGCCGCGGCCGGUGCGAGUGCGGCGAGUGCCAGUGCAUCAGCCACGGCUUCGAGCGCUACACGGGCGAGUUUUGUCACAUCUGUCCCAGCUGUCCCGCCCAGUGCGCCGACUACUCCGACUGCGUGCGGCAGCGGCUGUUCGAGCCGGCCGGCGGCGCGCCCAGCCGCUUCUGCCAGUCGCUCGAGCUGAAACUGGACGACGAGCUGGUGCCCAUCGCUGCCGACGAACAGGUCUGCACGGCUCCCCUCGGCGACGGCUCCUGCCGCUUCCAGUUCGUGCUGCGACACGAUAUCGGCGCGCUCAGCGUCAGCCUGAGGGCCAACAAGGAGAAACUCUGCUUCGCCGAUGCUGAGAGUGAGCCGGAGCACGGCGAGGUGCCUCACCGCGAGAUUCCGAUAGGAGAUGAGGAAGAAAACGAAGUGGAGCCGCGCCGCGAGAGCUCGACGGCGGAGGACGGAGCCGGGAGCGCGGCUGGUGUCGCGGCGCCGACAUCCUUCGGGGUGGUGAUGGCGUUAUACGCGGCAACGCUGAUUCGCCUGAACUGAUGAUGGUGCAGAGAGUGAAUGAUAACGUGGGUGAGUUGGUGCAGCGCUGGUGAUGAGAACAGACACUUAAGUGCUCGUGUCGGGUAAGAAAAACCCGUCCGCUCUGCAGUUUUCAUCGCAAAUGUAAAGCCAUCGUGAUUGUCGGAUCACGAAGGAGCGCUGCGCAGACAACGGUGAUGAUUGGAUCAAGCUUUAUCCUUUCCAAAUACGUCGCGAGCUUUGAAGCUCGCGGCGUAGAUGGCGGCGGCUCGUAAGCCGGUUUGCAGUCUCCGGGUCGUCUCGCCGGGACCCGUUCGGUGCCUCGCAGCGACUUUUCGCGAGCCCCACCUUGCGGAGAUGGCCGCUAAUCCGUACUGACCACGGGAUAUCUCGUCAGCCCCGGGCCUCUUUAAGGACGUCGCGGGUCGUUUCGAGACAGAGGAUGGCACCACCCUGACGUGAUCUCGGGUCGCGGGGAUAAGACUGGGACCAGAGGACCAGAAGGCGGUGACUGGUACGGCACGGGAGGCAGAGGGGAGGUGAGAGCCCGACAUGGUUCGUGCUAUUAACCGUGUUGUGUUCGUGGUAGUGAUAGCUUUGUCGAACGCCGAGGUUAACGAAAUGACCGAGGCUCAGACGUUUACGAACACCAACAACGCUACAGCGUCUAAGAGGGAGCCGGACCACCUGGCUCAUUUCGAGUCUCAUCUGCCUGACCUCGCAGCCACACCAAGCGCUCUCACCGCCCAAACACCGGUCGGCGAUGUCGAACCCGACAGGACCCUUGCAGAGGUGUGUCCUUCCGAGGAGGUUUGGGCUGUCACCUGCACACCAAACAACACGUCCUGCGGGUCCCAGGGCCGCUGCGAGUGCGGUCGGUGUCGCUGUCAGCCCGGCUGGGAAGGCCCCUCCUGCGGCUGUCACGCCAGUCUGUGCCGUCGUCUGUCCCCGAACUCUGUCCCGUGCGGCGGGCCGGAGCGGGGUGUCUGCGAGUGCGACUCCUGUCGCUGCCGGCCCGGCUGGGCGGGUCUGUUCUGCGACUGCCCUCUGUCUGAGGAGGUCUGCCGGCCGCCGGGGGCGAGCUCUGUGUGCUCCGGGCGCGGCCGCUGCGUCUGCGGACGCUGUGUCGGCUGCCGAGAGCCGUUCUGGGGCCGCUACUGCCAGCGCGGACCCAGCUCGCUCUGUCCGGGCCGGCAGGGUCGCUGCCUGCGCUGCCGACUGGCGUCCCUGCGACAUGGAGUUGGUGCCGGGCGGUGUCGGGCGUGCACCGGCUCACGAAUGGUGCUGCUGGUGCAGGACGAGCUGGGCUGGCUCUCGGAGCUGGUGCGCCGGUGUCUGGUGCCGCUCGGACGGUGCCUGGUGCCCGUGGUGGUGCAGGAGAAGACCCCAGGCAGACCGCGGGUCAGAGUGGCCGCCGACGACCUGCUCUGUGACAGUGACGUCACAAGCAGAGAGGGGGUGACGUCACACCCUGCCGGACUGAUGGUCGGUGUGAUGAUGGGAGGGAGGAUCGUGGGUAUGAUGUGAUCGGACGCAGUGAUGUGAGUGUGAGAGAUGAUGAAAUGAUGUCGGGAAUGGGUCAGAAUGAUCGCGGUGAUGUGAAGCCGGUAUAGAACGUCUUAGUGUUUGUGGAAUCUGUGCAGAAUAUCAAACGUGCCAAAUGCCGAUCAUUUAGCUCGAAACCUUGUCAGUAGCGUAUUUAUGUAUCAUUAUGAAUAUAAUUCGAAGUGGA
This is a messenger RNA of Amphibalanus amphitrite, 2826 nucleotides long. Its product is annotated as integrin beta-PS-like. Gene Ontology annotation, molecular function: integrin binding. The coding region runs from base 42 to 1115 and encodes 357 amino acids. Gene Ontology annotation, cellular component: cell surface; integrin complex; focal adhesion. NCBI's taxonomy places the organism in Eukaryota, Metazoa, Arthropoda, Thecostraca, Balanomorpha, Balanidae. The record is from RefSeq and is a predicted model, not a curated record. Gene Ontology annotation, biological process: cell-matrix adhesion; cell migration; cell adhesion mediated by integrin. The transcript has a single exon.